Hyaena hyaena (striped hyena) is the source of this 3891-nucleotide messenger RNA. RefSeq names its product immunoglobulin superfamily member 9 (gene IGSF9). The transcript is spliced from 20 exons. The record is from RefSeq and is a predicted model, not a curated record. Gene Ontology annotation, molecular function: protein binding. Gene Ontology annotation, biological process: cell-cell adhesion. Lineage: Eukaryota; Metazoa; Chordata; Mammalia; Carnivora; Hyaenidae. Bases 48 to 3587 code for a protein of 1179 amino acids.
CUGGGCCCCCGUGGAUAGGAGGGGCCGGGCGAGCAGGCAGCUGGGCUAUGGUUUGGUGCCUCAGUCUGGCCGUCCUCAGCCUCAUCAUCAGCCAGGGGGCUGACGGUCGAGGGAAGCCUGAGGUGGGCUCAGUGGUGGGCCGGGCUGGCGAGAGUGUGGUGCUGGGCUGCGAUCUGCUGCCGCUGGCUGGCCGGCCCCCCCUGCACGUCAUCGAGUGGCUGCGCUUCGGAUUCCUGCUUCCCAUCUUCAUCCAGUUCGGCCUCUACUCUCCCAGAAUUGACCCUGAUUACGUGGGGCGAGUCCGGCUGCAGAAGGGGGCGUCUCUCCGGAUUGAGGGGCUCCGGGCGGAAGACCAGGGCUGGUACGAGUGCCGAGUGCUUUUCCUGGACCAGCACAGCCCUGAGGACGACUCCGCUAACGGCUCCUGGGUGCACCUCACAGUCAAUUCACCCCCUCAAUUCCUGGAGACCCCUCCCCAGGUGCUGGAAGUUCAGGAGCUGGAGCCCGUGACCCUGCGGUGUGUGGCCCGUGGCAGCCCACAGCCUCAUGUGACUUGGAAGCUCCGAGGACAGGACCUUGCCCAGGGCCAGGGUCAGGUGCAGGUGCAGAAUGGGACGCUGUGGAUCCGGCAGGUGGAACGACGCAGCUCCGGGGUCUACACCUGCCAAGCCUCCAGCACCGAGGGCAGCGCCUCCCACGCCACCCAGCUGCUGGUGCUAGGUCCCCCAGUCAUCGUGGUGCCCCCCAAGAACAGCACGGUCAACGCCUCCCAGGACGUCUCCUUGGCCUGCCGGGCUGAGGCGUACCCCACCAACCUCACCUAUAGCUGGUUCCAGGACAGCAUCAACGUAUUCCACAUUAGCCGCCUGCAGCCCCGAGUGAGGAUCCUGGUAGAUGGGAGCCUGCGGCUGCAGGCUGCCCAGCCCGACGACGCAGGCCGCUACACCUGCGUGCCCAGCAACGGCCUCCUGCGCCCGCCUUCGGCUUCUGCCUACCUCACUGUGCUCUACCCAGCCCAGGUGACAGCGAUGCCUCCUGAGACCCCCUUGCCCGUAGGCAUGCGGGGGGUGAUCCGGUGCCCGGUCCGUGCCAACCCCCCACUGCUCUUCGUCAGCUGGACCAAGGACGGGCGGGCCCUGCAGCUGGAUAAGCUCCCUGGCUGGUCCCAGGGCCCCGAGGGCUCACUGAUCAUCGCCCUGGGGAACGAGGAUGUGCUGGGAGAGUACUCCUGCACCCCCUACAACAGCCUCGGGACUGCAGGGCCCUCCCCCGUGACCCGCGUGCUGCUCAAGGCCCCCCCAGCUUUUCUAGAAAGACCCAAGGAAGAAUAUUUCCAAGAAGUAGGGCGGGAGCUGCUCAUCCCCUGCUCUGCCCAGGGAGAUCCCCCUCCUGCUAUCUCUUGGGCCAAGGUGGGCCGGGGGCCGCAGGGCCAGGCCCAGAUGGACAGCAACAGUAGCCUCAUCCUGCGACCGGUGACCAAGGAGGCCCACGGGCGCUGGGAGUGCACCGCCAGCAAUGCUGUGGCCCGAGUGGCCACUUCCACACACGUCUAUGUGCUGGGCACCAGCCCACACGUUGUCACCAAUGUGUCCGUGGUGCCUUUGCCCAAGGGUGCCAAUGUCUCCUGGGAGCCUGGCUUUGAUGGUGGCUAUCUGCAGAGAUUCAGUGUCUGGUAUACCCCGCUGGCCAAGCGUCCUGACCGAACCCACCAUGACUGGGUGUCGCUGGCAGUGCCUGUGGGGGCUGCUUACCUACUGGUGCCCGGGCUGCAGCCCCAUACCCAGUACCAGUUCAGCGUCCUAGCUCAGAACAAGCUGGGGAGUGGGCCCUUCAGCGAGAUCGUCUUGUCUGCCCCUGAAGGGCUUCCUACCACGCCAGCUGCCCCCAGUCUUCCGCCCACUGAGAUGUCACCUGCUCUGUCACCUCCCCGAGGCCUGGUGGCAGUGAGGACACCCCGGGGGGUCCUCCUGCAUUGGGAUCCCCCAGAGCUGGUCCCUAAAGCACUGGAUGGUUAUGUGCUGGAAGGACGGCAAGGCUCCCAGGGCUGGGAGGUGCUAGACCGGGCCGUGGCAGGCACGGAAAUGCAGCUGCUGGUACCAGGACUCAUCAAGGACGUUCUGUACGAGUUCCGCCUCGUGGCCCUCGCAGGCAGCUAUGUCAGCGAUCCCAGCAACACGGCCAACGUGUCCACUUCCGGCCUGGAGGUGUACCCCUCACGCACGCAGCUGCCAGGCCUCCUGCCCCAGCCGGUCCUGGCCGGCGUGGUGGGCGGGGUCUGCUUCCUGGGCGUGGCUGUCCUCGUGAGCAUCCUGGCCGCCUGCCUGACCAACCGGCGCAGGGCAGCGCGCCGCCGCCGCAAGCGCCUCCGCCAAGAUGCGCCUCUUAUCUUCUCCCCGCCCCGGAAGUCAGCGCCGCACUCUGCUCCGGGUUCGGACAGUCCUGAUAGCGUGGCGAGGCUGAAGCUCCAGGGUUCCCCAGUUCCCAGCCUGCGCCAGAGUCUGCUCUGGGGGGAGCCCGCUGGCCCCCCCAGCCCUCCUCCGGAUCCUCCACCUAGCCGGGGCCCCUUACCCCUGGAGCCCAUUUGCCGGGGACCAGAUGGCCGAUUCGUGAUGGGACCCAGCGCCGGGACCCCCCAGGAAAGGUCAGGCUCUGAGCGAGCUGAACCUCGGACCCCAGCCCAGCACCAGGCCAGGUCCUCUGACUGCAGCAGCAGCAGCCCCAGUGGGAGGCCCCAGCCCCUCUGCAUUACAGACAUCAGCCCUGUGGGGCCCCCUCCCGAGGCCCCGCCCAGCCCUCUGCCUGGUCCAGGACCCCUGCUUCAGUACCUGAGCCUGCCCUUCUUCCGGGAGAUGAAUGUGGAUGGGGACUGGCCCCCUUUCGAGGAGCCUGGGGCUGCUCCACCCCCAGAUUACAUGGAUACCCGGCCCUGCCCCACCUCAUCUCUCCUUCAGCCCCUGGACUCCGCCACCGUGUCCCCCAGGGCUGUGCUUCCUGGGGCUGUGGUCGGGGCCGGGGUCACCCCAGAGCCCCUGUACACGGCACUGGCCGACUGGACACUGAGGGAACGGCUACUGCCAAGCCUUCUCCCUGCCGCCCCUCGGGGCAGCCUCACCAGCCAGAGCAGCGGGCGGGGCAGCGCCUCGUUCCUUCGGCCCCCCUCCACAGCCCCCUCUGCAGGAGGCAGCUACCUCAGCCCUGCUCCGGGAGACACCGGCAGCUGGGCCAGCGGCCCUGAGAGGUGGCCCCGAAGGGAGCACGUGGUGACAGUCAGCAAGAGGAGGAACACAUCUGUGGAUGAAAACUAUGAGUGGGACUCAGAAUUCCCUGGGGACAUGGACUUGCUGGGGACUCUGCACCUGGGCGCGGCUGGCCCUCGACCCCGACCUGAAGCUGAGCCAGAGCUAGAUGUGAAGACUCCAGAGGAGGGUGGCCUUCUGAACGCUGCCCUUGCCCCUGGCCCCGAGGCCCGCUGUGCUGCCCUCCGGGAGGAGUUCCUGGCUUUCCGUCGCCGCCGCGAUGCCACUAGGGCCCGGCUGCCAGUCUAUAGACAGCCAGUCCCCCAUCCCGAACAGGCCACUCUGCUGUGAGAGCGCCUAGUAUGAGGCUGGGUGAGGGCGCACAGACCCUGCAGAGGGCAGGCCCCAGCGGACCCCAGCUCCAAGCCUGGGUCACUGCUCCUGCCGCUCUGGGUCGGGGGGGAGGCCUCGGUGGGCUCGCCAUGAGAUGUGUAUGCCCGGCCCUUAGAGUCUGAGGACUGGGACAGGGAUCUUAGAUCUGCCCCUGUGUGUGUGUGUGUGUGUGUGUGUGUGUGUGUGUGUGUGUGUGUGGUGCUGGUGUUUGUGGUGUGGGUGAGGUUUUUUACAGGUGAAUAAAGAAAGUCUGACAAAUGUU